This is a messenger RNA of Caenorhabditis briggsae, 1113 nucleotides long. Gene Ontology annotation, molecular function: protein binding. The record is from RefSeq and is a predicted model, not a curated record. The coding region runs from base 1 to 1113 and encodes 370 amino acids. Gene Ontology annotation, biological process: innate immune response. Lineage: Eukaryota; Metazoa; Nematoda; Chromadorea; Rhabditida; Rhabditidae. The transcript has 5 exons.
AUGCUAAUUCGAAAAACGCCAGUUUUCAAGUCGUAUCUUCAAUUCUGCGAAAUUCUCAAAGAUCAAUCGAUCGAUUAUCGAGAAUUCGAAUUUUUGUAUUAUCGAUUUAUUGUGGGCGGCAAUUCGAAUUUCGAUGAGGAUGUGAGCCAGGACCUCCAAAAAGUGCAAUUUUCCGAUCUUCCCGUACAAAUCGUCGACCGUGUACUAGACAAGUUGGGAAUCCGGACUCACCUGCGCCUUCGAAAAGUGUGCAAAUCGCUUCGUCAAAUGGUAGAUCAAAAGCCAUCAACCACAAAAUCGAUAAAUCUAAUGAUCGAGGAUUACGGUACCACCAUGGUCAUCGAAAGCUACAGUCACCUGGAGCCAGAGCAAUGGGUACAGUAUGCCAAUAAUACUGUAGAGGAAGGAGCAAAACGAGCACUUUUGGAUAUGAAAUAUUUGUUGAAUCGUCCGAAACUCAAGAUCGAAUCAUUGAAAAUUUCAGUGAAAUUCAGCUGUCAUACGGUAGAUGAGAAGAGAGGAGAGACGCAGAAAAGAUUGGGGUAUUAUAGAGCGAUUGGAGAAGUCCUCUCUACAGUACAAAAUUCUCCAACAAUCGACGUUAAACAAUUGGAAAUCUACACCAAACAUCAAGAUGAACUUCUGUGUAUUCUACCGUACCUAACCUCGGGAAUUCUUGAAGAAAUCGAUAUUCGAAGUGUAAAAAUCAAUAAAAUCCGAUUGGCGACUUCGAAAAUUCUCAAAUUGGACCAGUGGAAAAUGGCGAAAUCGCUGAAAUCCGAUCGAUUUAUUUGCAAUUUUUCGGCUGAAAAUUUGGCGAAUUUUGAUAGAUUGAAAAUUCAUGUGCCAGAAUUACCAUUGGAAAAAUUGAGAGAUUUGAGAGAUGUGCUCCAAGCCUCUCCAACCUUCCGAUACUGCCAACUGGACAGCUCCAAAAAAAUCGAUAUCGAAAAUAUCGAUCGAUUUUUGGGAAUCGAUAUUCCACAGGAUCCACCGACACCCGAUUAUCGAUACUAUCCUCUAGAGCAUUUAGAUGAACGUGUCUUUGAAAUUGGUCUCAUGGAAAAAUCGAUACGAAUCAAGACGACUAGGAAGACCAGUCUGCUGAGAUAG